Molecule: messenger RNA, 1793 nt
Organism: Oryzias latipes (Japanese medaka)
Lineage: Eukaryota; Metazoa; Chordata; Actinopteri; Beloniformes; Adrianichthyidae
Gene: traf3ip2l
Product: TRAF3 interacting protein 2-like
Biological process (GO): positive regulation of canonical NF-kappaB signal transduction; humoral immune response
Source: RefSeq, a predicted model, not a curated record
GCUGCUCAGAGCUGAGCACCCAAAGAAAGAAAGGAAGAAAAAACCCGAGGAGGUGAAGCGUCGAGAAGACGUCUUUCAUCUGUCAUGAGGGGACUGCGGCUCAAAGGAUCAUCAGCGCAGCUUUUGUGCCAAACUUUGGACUUUUCCGCGUAAACGGAGACGGGUUGUGCGCGGCGGAGGCUGAAAGAAGCGACGAAUCUCUGGGUGCAGCCUGACGGACACAUGGACGAGCAGAGGAGAAGGCCCAGUGAUGCUGCCUGCCUCCGCCUGUCCAACCUCCGCUCCGAAUAGUUUUGUCAGCAGCUAUCUGAACACGCCCGAAGAGGAUGAUGAGACCAUGAACACGGAGGAACGAGAAACCAGCAGCGUCCACAAACUGAACUGCGCCCCUAACCUCCCAAACCACAGAGCGACCUCUGAAGGCCCCGCGCUGGGCAGACACAGGUGGAUGGAGGAGCAGGACCCCGCGCCCCAUCCCACCGCCUCCAGCCUCUUCUCAUCGCAGCUCCGCCACAGCUUACCGUCCGGCUUCUGCCAGCCCACGCCCUUCCCUAGCCAGGUCAGGCUGCUCCACCCGAGCUUUGCCAGUAGCGGCUCAGGGUACCCCAACAGCCUGCCGUCCUACCUACACCAGAAGGAUGACUUCAGCUGCUCAGAAAAGAGCUGCUUCUCCAAGUACAAGUCGGUCUCCCUCCCCGAGCCGCACGGCGGCAGCAUGAGCAGCUUUGAGCAGCCCAUGUCGCUGCGCUCCAACCCACCGUCAGCAGAGCUAUAUCACCACACCUUCUCUCCAUACUCCUACCAUCCGCAUGGACCCGUCUGCUGUCCCCAGCAUCCCGCUGACGCCUUCAGCCGGAGGCCUCUGCAGCAUCCAGCCCACAGCCAACUCUAUCAUGGGGAUUGCAGACUUCCAGACCCAGAAUUCACGCAGAUCGGCCGCAGCUCUCCAGCAAAAAGGCGACACCCGGCGUACAGCAUGCCGCUGUCUCUGGAGCAGCGGAGGGUCUUCGUGACUUACGAGGCGGACAACGACAAGCACGUCAACGAGAUCAUCAACUUUGUGGCUUUGUUGCGACACAACGGCUUUGACACUCAUAUUGACAUUUUCGAGCAGCAGUUCAGGAGCAUCAGCAAGAUCGACUUCAUGGAGCGGUACCUGAGCGAGAAAGAAUACCUGAUCAUCAUCAUCAUCAGCCCCAAGUACUACGAGACGGUGACCGCCUCCCCCUUUGAGCUGGAGAAUGAUGAGAGGAUGCUGAACACGGUGUACAUCCACAAACAGCUCCAGAGCGAGUUCAUUCAGAAUGGGAGCAAAAACUUCCGCUUCAUCCCCAUUCUGUUCCCAGGAGCCAAAAAGUGUCACGUCCCCAACUGGCUACAGAACACGCACGUCUACGCGUGGCCGCGCGACCGCGACGACAUUCUACGGCGGUUGAUGAGGGUGGAGAAGUACAACCCGCCGCCCGUCGGGGAGCUCCCCACCAUCGUCUCCAUCCCCAUUUAGAGCGUGUUCCUGACAAACGGGGAUUUCUUUGGUAAAGUCGAGCUAUCGCUGUCGCUGCGGUACAACUGAAAGGAUGGCAAAAAGCAGCACUGAGAAGAAGAAGAGCGGCACCAACAUGGGUGGAGCACGAUCCAUCUGCUCUGCCAGCAGACCUACGUCUGACCAACAUCCCUAAAGACCCACUCCAAUAAAAAUGGUGUUUUUGGUGUUUUUAACAUGUGUGUGUUUUUACAAUAAAUCCAAAAAUGAAUGGAGUGGCUGUUUGAAGCUUCACAUAAUCAAACUGAAA